Molecule: messenger RNA, 3205 nt
Organism: Neltuma alba
Lineage: Eukaryota; Viridiplantae; Streptophyta; Magnoliopsida; Fabales; Fabaceae
Product: FT-interacting protein 7
Exons: 1
Coding region: 148-3159 (1003 amino acids)
Source: RefSeq, a predicted model, not a curated record
ACGUAUACACUCUCUCAAAAUACUACUCUCCUUGGAUUCUCUCUUAAAACUUCCUUUAUCAUACAGCACUGCUCCUCGGGUUCUCUUUGUUAUCAUUCCCAAUCUCUCGUAAGAUCAUUACUCAGAAGCUUAAAGCUUAUCACAUCAAUGACGGAGACCUCUGGUAGAAAGCUCGUAGUUGAGGUCUGCAAUGCCAAGAAUCUGAUGCCAAAAGACGGCCAAGGAACCGCAAGCGCUUAUGCGAUUGUGGAUUUCGACGGCCAGAGGCGGCGAACCAAGACCAAGUCCAGAGAUCUAAAUCCCCAGUGGGACGAGAGGCUCGAGUUUAUUGUUCACGACACAGAGACUAUGGCAUCCGAAGUCUUAGAGAUCAAUCUGUAUAACGAUAAAAAGACAGGGAAGCGAAGCACUUUUCUGGGCAAGGUUAAAAUAUCAGGAGGCACUUUUGUGAAGUCCGGUUCUGAAGUGCUUGUGUAUUAUCCUCUGGAGAAGAGGAGCGUCUUCUCUCAGAUUAAAGGCGAGCUUGGGGUCAAGGUUUAUUAUAUUGAUGAAGAUCCGCCGGCUGCCGAUGCCGCAGCUGCAGAGCAAAAGACUGAAGCGGCGGCGCCGGCGGCUGAGGAAAAGCCACUGGAGAAUUCAGCGAAAGAGGAAGAGAAGAAGGAAGACAAAGCUGAAGAGAAAAAAGAAGAUGAGAAGCCGGCAGCUAAAGAAUCUAAGGAAGAGGAAAAGCCAAAGCCAGCAGAACCUGAUCAAGCGAAACCAGAGGAAGCUCCGGCUGAACCUGCUCCGGUCCCACCACCGCCUGAGGUGGACCAGCCGAUAGCUCAUACGGAGAAACCGAAGCAGCAACAGCAGAAGGAGAAGCAAGGCGAGAUACAAAAGCGUCCUGAUCUCGGCGUGAAUGACAUUGAACUCCGAUCUCUGAGCAGCGAUCGAAGCCGUAGCACUUAUGAUCUCGUGGAUCGAAUGCCAUUUCUCUAUGUACGGGUUUUAAAGGCCAAACUAACCAAACCAGGGCCUGGAACCUCGGUUUAUGCUAAGCUCGUGAUUGGAACCCACAGUAUCAAGACCAGAAACGAAACUGACAAAGAUUGGGAUCAAGUCUUCGCAUUUGACAAAGAAGGUCUUAAUUCGACGUCAUUGGAAGUGUCUGUGUGGUCGGAGGAGAAGAAAGAAGAUAAUCAGUGCACAGAAAGUUGUCUGGGAACUGUCUCCUUUGAUUUGCAGGAAGUUCCAAAGAGAGUACCCCCAGACAGUCCUCUGGCUCCACAAUGGUACACUCUGGAAUCAGAAAAUUCUCCGGGAAAUGACGUCAUGGUCGCUGUGUGGAUUGGAACCCAGGCAGAUGAGGCGUUCCAGGAAGCGUGGCAAUCAGACUCGGGCGGGUUGAUACCAGAGACCCGAUCAAAGGUUUACCUGUCUCCAAAGCUCUGGUACCUAAGGCUAACGGUCAUCCAGACCCAGGAUUUGCAAAUAGCUUCGGGAACCGAGCCUAAGGUUCGGAGGAACCCAGAGCUUUACGUGAAGGCUCAGUUGGGGGCCCAAGUGUUCAAGACGGGAAAGACAUCGGUGGGCCCGUCAUCAUCCAGCUCAGCUAAUCCGACUUGGAAUGAUGACCUCAUUUUUGUGGCCGCCGAGCCUUUCGAGCCGUUUCUGCUGGUGACCGUAGAGGAUGUGUCUCAUUCCCAAACAGUGGGGCAAGCCAAAAUACACGUGUCUUCCAUCGAGAGGCGAACAGAUGAUCGAACGGAGGCAAAAUCAAGAUGGUUUAAUCUGGUUGGGGACGAGAACCGCCCAUACGCCGGAAGAAUCCACGUUCGAGUGUGCUUGGAAGGGGGCUAUCACGUGAUAGACGAGGCUGCUCACGUGACCAGUGAUGUUCGGGCCGCAGCCAAGCAACUAGUUAAGGCUCCGAUAGGCAUGCUGGAGGUCGGGAUUCGCGGGGCCACUAAUUUGCUGCCCGUGAAGACCAAAGACGGAACUCGGGGCACCACCGAUGCCUACGUGGUAACCAAAUAUGGGCCAAAGUGGGUCCGAACUCGCACCAUCUUAGACAGAUUCAAUCCACGUUGGAAUGAGCAGUACACUUGGGACGUGUAUGACCCCUGCACGGUGCUCACAAUAGGCGUGUUUGAUAAUGGGAGGUACCAGCAUGAUGAAUCAGGGAAGCCCAACAAAGACGUGCGAAUUGGGAAAAUCCGAAUACGUCUAUCCACGCUGGACACAAACCGAGUGUACAUGAAUAGUUACUCCCUCGUUACAAUCUUGCCAAGUGGUGCCAAGAAAAUGGGAGAGAUCGAGAUUGCAGUAAGGUUUUCGUGUUCCUCCUGGUUAAGCUUGAUGCAGGCCUAUGCAAGCCCGAUUCUUCCAAGAAUGCACUAUGUGAAGCCAUUCGGCCCCGCCCAACAAGAUAUCCUACGUCACAUGGCUAUGCGCAUCGUCACCGCUCGGCUUGCGCGAUCCGAACCGCCUUUGGGUCAAGAAGUGGUUCAGUUUAUGUUGGACUCAGACAACCACGUGUGGAGCAUGAGGCGGAGCAAGGCUAAUUGGUUCCGGGUCGUGGGUUGUUUGUCGCGGGUAGCAACGGUGGCGCGGUGGCUUGACGGGAUUCGCACGUGGGUGCAUCCCCCCACCACAAUUCUGGUGCACGUUUUGUUGUUGGCAAUUGUGCUGUGUCCCCAUUUGGUGCUCCCCACAGUAUUCAUGUACGCCUUCUUGGUCUUGAUCUCCAGAUUCCGUAACCGACGGAGGGUCCCGCAGAACAUGGACCUAAGGAUAUCUUACGUGGACGGGGUGAGCUUGGACGAGCUUGACGAAGAGUUUGAUGGGUUCCCCAGCACGAGAUCUGCGGAGCAAGUUCGGAUCCGGUACGAUAGGCUGAGGGCAUUGGCGGGUCGGGCGCAGACAUUGAUGGGUGACUUGGCAGCACAAGGGGAGCGUUUGGAGGCACUGUUUAAUUGGCGGGACCCAAGAGCUACGGGGAUAUUUGUGGUGUUUUGUUUAAUGGCAUCGAUGGUGUUCUAUGUGGUGCCAUUUAAGGGGUUUGCAUUAGGUGCCGGGUUUUAUUACUUGAGACACCCAAGGUUUAGAGGUGAUAUGCCGUCGGCUCCUGCAAACUUUUUCCGGCGGCUUCCCUCAUUUGCUGACCAAAUUAUGUAAGGACGAUGAUAUGUUAGGUGGCACGGUUUUUUUGGGGCGGCUACUA